This is a messenger RNA of Entrophospora sp. SA101, 786 nucleotides long. The record is from the annotation of a GenBank genome assembly. NCBI's taxonomy places the organism in Eukaryota, Fungi, Glomeromycota, Glomeromycetes, Entrophosporales, Entrophosporaceae.
AUGGCCCGUGGACGAAAAAAACAUUUAAAACGUCUUAAUGCACCAAAACAUUGGAUGCUAGACAAACUUACAGGAACUUAUGCACCAAGACCAUCACCUGGACCUCAUAAGCUUCGUGAUUGCUUACCGCUUGUUAUAUUUUUAAGAAACCGUCUCAAGUAUGCUCUUAAUAAGAAAGAAGUACAAAGUAUUUUGAUGCAACGUCUCGUGAAGGUUGAUGGUAAAGUACGUACUGAUACUACUUAUCCUUCUGGAUUCAUGGAUGUUAUCGCUAUUGAAAAGACUGGUGAAAAUUUCCGAUUAAUAUAUGACACAAAAGGACGUUUUACCAUCCAUAGGAUAACUGCAGAAGAAGCCAAAUACAAAUUAGCAAAAGUUAGAAGAGUUCAACUUGGUGCAAAAGGGAUUCCAUUUCUUGUUACACACGAUGGACGUACCAUAAGAUAUCCAGAUCCUCUUAUUAAAGUAAAUGACACAGUUAAAAUUGACCUAGAAAGUUAUAAAAUAACUGAAUUUAUUAAGUUUGAAGUUGGAAAUGUUGUGAUGAUAACUGGCGGAAGAAACAUGGGAAGAGUUGGUAUAAUCACUCAUAGAGAAAGGCAUAUUGGUGGUUUUGAUAUCGUGCAUGUAAAAGAUUCGCUUGAACGACAAUUUGCUACACGUCUAAGCAAUAUUUUUAUUAUUGGUGAGGGUAAUAAACCUUGGAUUUCCUUACCAAAGGGUAAAGGUGUUAAACUUACCAUUGCAGAAGAACGUGACAGACGCCGUGAAAAGCAAAAGGCAUAA